GCAGCUGAACGCAAAAACACCAACACCUCUCUCCUCCCGCUUCACUCCCCCACUGGCCAUGGCGGAAACCCUCGCGGGCCUCCGGCUGGCCGCCUCCGCGGUCCCGCAUCCACGGAGCAGCCGACGCCCCUGCGCCGCCGCGCCGGCCCACCAACGCCUCGCCCAGCUCCGGCGCGGCCGGCUCUGCGCCCGGGCGGCCGUCACGGGCGCGCCGGAGGUGGACGAGGACGAGGCCAUGAGCAUCGACAACCUCUGCAGCUUCUUCGACCUCAACGUCGGCAAGUGGAACGGCAUCUUCUACCAAUUCGAUGCGCACGGGAGGGUGCAGCAGGAGAUCAGCACGCGGCUGUCCGCCAGCACCUACGGGGAGGGCGACCUCAUCAGCCUCAUGCAAUCGCUGUAUAUCAAGCAGGCUACGUCCGGGAUAACAUUUGCGGACGAGGAGGAUCCCGAACCGGAGUGGGCGGAGUACAAAAUCAAAGAGACCAACAUGUUCACUGUAGAUAAAUAUCAGCAGAUAGGGUUCUUUCCUGAGCAGAAGGCAUUUGCAUUGAGAUAUCAGACUGCUGGAAUGCUGGAGACUGUCCUUCGAGCCGGUGUGCUCGGAGAAGAUGACACUGGUGAAGAAUCCCCCAGAAACUUGAAGAUUCCUUCACGGAAACCAUCUAUUGUCUGUGAGAAUUGUAUUUACUCUCUUGAUGGCAAUGGUCGAGUAAGAGCUUUCCACAUAAUGGACCCAAAUGGAGUGCUCGAUACACUUAUUGUUUUUCAUGAAAAUCAGGGCUCCAUAGUGCCACUUACACACUCUUCAACUGAUGAUCCAGAGAAUCCCAGCAACGAUAGGAUAAAUGCUCUGCUUGGAAGGUGGGAGGGCCAUUCUGUGACGAAGAGGAGCGGGGUGUAUGGAGCAACGCUCGAUGAGGCUGAUACGGUUGUCCUCCUUGAAAUGGACAAUAAUGGUCAGCUGGUUCAGGAUAAUAUAUCAACGAAAACCGGAACUAGCACGACAACAACGAUCCACUGGACAGGAGUAGCGAAUAGCAACUUGCUUCAGUUUGAUGGAGGAUAUGAGAUUACUUUGCUACCUGGAGGGAUGUACAUGGGAUAUCCAUCAGACAUCAGCAAGUGCAUUGAGCAGUUAGAUCCUUUUAAUUUGGAGUUUUGUUGGAUGGAAUCACCAGGAAAGAGGCAGCGGCUCGUGCGGACUUUCGACUCGGCUGGUCUGGCUGUUUCGUCGACCUACUUCUUAGAGACCAAAGUAUGAGUCAGUGAGUCGAAGCUUUUCUUUGUACAAAACGUAAUGCACCAAUUUUAUGAGCUUUUCAGUAAUUUCA
This is a messenger RNA of Aegilops tauschii subsp. strangulata, 1334 nucleotides long. RefSeq lists its product as uncharacterized. The record is from RefSeq and is a predicted model, not a curated record. Gene Ontology annotation, biological process: chloroplast fission. Lineage: Eukaryota; Viridiplantae; Streptophyta; Magnoliopsida; Poales; Poaceae.